This is a messenger RNA of Nerophis lumbriciformis (worm pipefish), 6381 nucleotides long. Its product is annotated as rho GTPase-activating protein 32-like. Gene Ontology annotation, cellular component: cell cortex; Golgi apparatus; fibrillar center. NCBI's taxonomy places the organism in Eukaryota, Metazoa, Chordata, Actinopteri, Syngnathiformes, Syngnathidae. The record is from RefSeq and is a predicted model, not a curated record. Gene Ontology annotation, molecular function: phosphatidylinositol binding; GTPase activator activity; protein binding. Gene Ontology annotation, biological process: small GTPase-mediated signal transduction.
GUAUAGUUGUAAGUAAAAAAAAAAGGUCAAAGACAAAGCUAUUCGGUUUCUUGUGAGUAUAUACACUUCACUGCCGAUGUGGGGGGGGGGCGCCACCUAAAAUCUUGCCUAGGGUGCCAGAUUGGUUAGGGCCGGGCCUGUAUAUGAGUAUGUGUUUUCUAUUGUUUCAUUGAAAAUAAAACAGCAAAGUCCAUUUGGCUGUCAUCUGUUUUAAUUAUGAGACACAAUUGUGUCAAAGUCAUGAUUUUUUUUUUCAUGCUUGAAAUAAGAAAUGAUUACUUUAAAAAAGUAGUUUUAUACUUGCGAGUGUUGAUGACACAACAGUUGAUAUUCUAGUUUCAAGCAUGUUUUACUCAAUAUAGGUCAUAACAUCUCAGCAACAAGCUGUAAUAUCUUACUGAGAUCAUUUAGGACCAAAACCCUUAAAACAAGUAAAACACUCUAACAUAAAAUCUGCUUAGUGAGAAUAAUCUUAUAAUCACCCUUAUUUGAGAUAUUUAAUCUUACUUAGAUUUCAGUUUUUGCAGUGUGCUACAUCUCUAAAUCAGUCUGAGGGUAUUUGGCCUGAAAAAGCAUUGAAAACCCUUAAACUAAAUAAUACAAUGUUAGAAUUUCCCUUGCCUCUAAUACUACGAGGACUGGUUUGCUGGUUUAACAGACCCCUCCCCCGCGACUAUGCAGCCUGAUUUGCAUCAUCACAGCUCGCAGCACCGUAGCAUGACAUCACACACUACAGUCUGACAACGCCACACACUCAUGUUAGCUCACGCCUGGCGGGCUCCACGCGUCACACUUUUUUCUCACUCACCAUCCUCUUUUCGCCCACCCCUCUUCUUCCCCUCCCACUCACGUUUUAGGCAGCGUGCGGUUGCAGAACAACAGCAUCAUGGAGGCGGGCUGCGUGGUUGCCGCGGUGAUCGAGAACGCCGCCUCAGGACCCCGGGGGGAACCAGGAAGUAGUCAUGUCCUUGAGGGGUGAGAGACGUGGCACCAUUCAGUCACUUGAACAAAGGCGAUGUCUUACCUCAAGCUACCAGCAGCAGUCCUGCAGAUGAGAGACAACCACAGGAGAUACAGGUAAGGAGCAAUGACAUCACAGAGCGUGCGGCCGAACCCCUACUGAGGUCCUGCGUCAGCACAGCGAGCAUGAAGGUCAAGAACGUGAAGAAGCUGACGUUCCCCAGAGGUCACUUUCCCCGCCUGGAAGACUGCGCCCAUUUCCACUAUGAGACUGUUGACUUUGGGAACGUUGAGCUGGCCUUUGCAGAGGGGCAAAGUGAAGGACCAAAGGCGGGACAGGACUCCAAAGAACUGCUCUUUCUUGUCCAGAUCACCUGCCAGGCGCGAAACUGGAUGGUGAAGAGAUCCUAUGAGGACUUCCGUGUGCUGGACAAGCAUCUGCACUUGUGCAUCUACGACCGCCGUUACUCACAACUCACCGAGCUGCCCAAAUACGACCCAGUGAGAGACACAGCUGAGUCAGUAACCAAGAUGUUGGCCACCUACUUGUCCCGCUUCUCAGCCAUCGCUGACAACAAGAUCAACUGUGGUCCAGUUUUAACAUGGAUGGAGAUCGACAACAAGGGCAACCAUCUUCUGGUGUCUGAGGAGGCGUCCAUCAAUGUCCCCGCAAUCGCUGCCGCCCACGUUACUAAACGCUACACAGCUCAAGCUACCGACGAGUUGACUUUCGAGGUGGGGGACAUUGUGUCCGUCAUCGACAUGCCUCCCAAAGAGGACACCGGCUGGUGGAGAGGGAAACAUGGCUUUCAGGUCGGUUUCUUCCCAUGUGACUGUGUCGAGCUGAUAAACGACAAGAUCCCUCCCAGCGUUGAAAGCUCAGUGCCCAAACCAGUGUGUAAGAAGCACGGAAAGCUAGUUACUUUCUUGAGGUCCUUUAUGAAGUCGAGACCGCCGCCGCAGAAGCUACGCCAGCGUGGAAUCCUCAGGGAGCGAGUGUUUGGCUGCGACCUGGGCGAACACCUCCACAACUCCCAGCACGAAGUCCCUCAAGUUGUUAAGAGCUGCGCUGAGUUCAUCGAAAAGCAUGGGGUUGUGGAUGGAAUCUACAGGCUGUCUGGGAUCUCGUCCAACAUCCAGAAACUCAGACACGAGUUUGACUCCGAGCAGAUUCCCGACCUGAGCCGAGAGGUCUUCAGACAGGACAUCCAUUCGGUGGGCUCCCUUUGCAAGCUGUACUUCCGAGAGCUCCCCAACCCUCUGCUCACCUACCAGCUGUACGACAAGUUCUCAGAGGCUGUGUCUGCACCCACGGAUGAAGAGAGACUGGUUAAAAUCCACAACGUCAUCCAGCAGCUGCCUCCUCCACAUUACAGGACGCUGGAGCACCUCAUGAGACAUCUCUCCCGCCUGGCCACUUUCAGCUCGGUCACCAACAUGCACACUAAAAAUCUGGCCAUCGUCUGGGCGCCAAACCUGCUCAGGUCCAAACAAAUCGAGUCGGCGUGUUUCAGCGGCACGGCGGCCUUUAUGGAGGUGCGCAUCCAGUCCGUUGUGGUAGAGUUCAUCCUCAACAACACCGAGGCGCUCUUCAGCUCCAAACUCAACGCCAUCAUACGGGAAAGCACCGGUAACAGCACCUUAUCGAGACCCAAGUCUCUGCUGGUCUGCUCCCCGUCCACAAAGUUACUGUCUCUGGAGGAGGCCCAAGCACGCAGUCAGGCCCAGCUGAACUCCCCUGCCACCACCCCGGGCCUCACCCACAGUGACUACAUAGAGGUGGGGGAAGGACCCGGAGCGCUGCUGGGCAAGUUCCAUACGGUCAUCGAGAUCCCGCUAGAAAGUGUCAAACGGGCUCCUUCUAAGACCAAGAAGUCUCCUGUGGGAAACUGGCUGUCCUUCUUCCACCUGGGCAAGUCCAACUCUGUGUCCAAGCGUAAACUAAAGCGACAUCCCAGUGAGCCCAACGAGAUAAAGAGCAUCGCACUGCCAGGCGGGAGAGGUGACAGCGGUACGUUGCGCUCCACUAAAAGUGAAGAAUCUCUCAACUCUUUGCACAAUAUGGAAGGAGAGCCUCCAAAGUACCACCACCUCCGCCCUCGUUCCACAAGUGAGGCCAUUUCUGCAUCGAAUAGAGAAGACUUGUGCACGAGCAUCAGAAAACUCCCUUUCAGUCCCAACGGUGAAGACGGCGUCCGCGCCACCGUUUCAACUCCGCACCAGGAGGACGACAUGGACCUCCGUCCGCCGGCUGCUGGCAUCUCCACCCUGGACUUUGACCCCAUGUCCUUCCAGUGCAGCCUGGCCUCGGCGACGCCUCAGCUUCAACGCGGCAAAGUGAGAAACAGCGCCGGGUGUUCCAGCGAAUCGGAUCCCGUCACCUCUCCGGACAACAUCAACAGUCCUCUGUCUCCAGAGCUUAGCCCUCCUUUUACCAAAGCGCUGACGUCUGACGGGAAGGACUCCCGAGCGCCUUACCGACAUUGCAACCCGCUCAGCGCGGCGAGCCAAACCUCAGCCAUGACGGAGUCUACACAGAACCUGCCCGAUCCAGGAACAGAUAGACUCAUGAGUUCAGUGUCUAUUCUCCCUCCUCACCCCUCCCCGACGAGCGCCGCACGCAAGUUGGCCUUGGCGCUGGCCGAGUCGGCGCAGAAGGCCAGCCGCGGCUCCCAGAGACAAAGAAGCCACCGGGCUCACCCCCUCCAGAGACAGGAAGCUCAGGACAGACCCCCUCGGCCCUCCGCCCUGGAUCUCAACGUCUACACGCAGCGGUGGAUGCCGGAGGACAGCUUCCGUGCCUUCCAAUUCCCGCCCGCACACGCCUACUCGCAGGACCGUUCGUGUAAUUUCACUCCUAAUGUCAGCCCGCUGGGGUCAGGGAGCCUGGAUGAGGGCAGUGCAGAGAGGAGGGGUUUUGAUGUCACACCAGAAGGACCCACCUACCACAGUGUGGGCGUGUCGACACCGACCGAGCCUGUCUGCUCCGCCCACAGCCCCAUAUACGCCAACACGGACACCAUCGAUGUCUUUAAUUUCCGCGCGGUCCUCGCCGAGACCGCCAUGCCCGCCUCGAUCGAGGAAGUCCUUCCACGGUCGUUCCAGUCCCCGUCAGCCCACCGCUAUAACUACAGAGCCCUCGGCCAGCUGGAUGACGUCUACCGCGAUCUGCAUCGUCAGCACGUUCAACCCGUUAAGAUGUUUAGGUACCCUCAGCCCGUCGCUUUGCCCCGUCACGUCUUGGGACCGAGACACGUGUACAGGCAGUCCUCAGGCUCAGGAGUCCCUCUCUCACCCCAGUACAGACGCUACCAGCGAGGUGAGCACCUUAUGGGUGCCAGACAGCGACCACAGAGCCCCUGGCAGAGGUCCGAUGACGGACUUGCCCCGCACCCCGCCAUCAGGAGGGCUCGCUCCUUCCACGCCCCGCAGAUCAAUCGCUACGAGUUAGCCGCCACUGACGUCAUGUUGCCCGGCGCCAUGUUUUUUUCCGAGCAGGAGGCGCCCUAUCAGAGGCCGCUUCACUUGGAGGAUGUGCUACCUAACAACCCCUACUCGGACCUGAGCCCUGGCGACGUCCCCCGUUAUCCUUUAGAUCCCUUCCAUUGCAGCAGUAUUCGCCAAAAUCAGCCUUACAGGACGCCCCCCGCGAAGGAAAGUGUCGGAUUCUACCACUACUCUCCUCGCCACGGCCGCCCCCAAGACAUGGGGGUGUAUGUGGAAAGGGUUGCCUGUCAGAAGCCGGUAAAUGAAAGUGGGCGUAAAAACACGUACUCGUCGCCAUCGCCCUACAACAGUCCCGUCUCUCCGGCGGACUCGACGGGAAGGGAGAUCAUGCACAUAAGGAGCAAGUCGGAUCCUGGAAACGGUAUGCUGUCCGCAGACAGACGGGAAAGCCAAACGGCUGUAAAGGCUACAUCGCCAGGGUCCCACGAAAUCGCCCGACCGUCGGCGAAGCCAGCACCGCCCCGGCGCGUCCUCAAAAGCAGCAACCCGCAGCAGGCGCCGCUUCGUAAAAUCCCGUCGCUUCCCGAGAGGAGCUUCGCUAAACUGGCGCAGCACGGCGACGGCAGCCAAACUCGCGUCCACAGGCCGGAUCAGCAACAGACGGCCGGCAGCGGCUACAGAGCGCCGACGAGAGCCGACGUCCUCAGGAGACCCGAGCGCUCGCACAGCACGAGAGAAAGUCGCCACCAUCACGCCAAAUCGCCGCAGGAUAGCGAACACGCCGGAUCCUUUUCCACCCAGCCCAACAGAAGGACUCAGAGCACUAAAGUCAGGCCCACACAAAGUGACCACAUGCUGGGGGGAUACCACGCCGCUCCCAGGCCUAAACCCACAAGAGCCAGUAAAGCCGGGCCGGGAUACUCGCCGGGACGGGACGAGGGACACAGACUGAUGUCCAAGGCUGUGGCUCAGGAAGCUUUUUAUCAUUCCGCAGUAAGAACUCAAGCUGGAGUCCGUGAGUGACGACUGUUUCUUUUAUUUUUUUUAAUGCCAGUCCACACUGGGGCCAAAGGAGAAGAGCACUUUAUCCUCUGCCAGACCAUCAGACUGUUUCACUCAAAGUCUUUAUUGUAAACCUUCAGGAGCUGCUAGGUCGUGUCACCUUCAACAAUGAUCCUUUCCUGUAAGGGAUCCAAAAAAAUAAUCACAAGGGAAUACAAGGUACACUUUUAUCAUUUUGGAUGUUUAAGUAUGCUUAAGAAUGUGUAUGGAGUAACUUUGAAAAGAUAGCACGGUGUGGGCCUGAUCUACUAAGACGUAUUAAAACGUGCAAACUUGAUAGCGUACGCAAAUCUACUAAACUGGUGGUCUUUUAAGUGAGUAAAAUAAGGAGCGCAAUCCAUUUAGCGUCUGUCCAUUUAGAAUAUAAUACUGGAAAAAAUACUUUUAUAAUCAUUUAGGCAAGGCAAGUUUAUGUAUAGAGCACAAUUCGUACACAAGGCAGUUCAAAAUGCUUUACAGAAAAUUACAAGAAGGCAAAAAUCAAAAUAAUAAAACAAUCAUAAUUCAAAUAAGUCAAAUAGGGUAUUUUAAAAUACUUUCAGUUGCCAUAUAUGAACAAUUAAAUCAGUGUUUUCAGCCUGGAUUUGAACAUUGCCAUCUUCUGGUGGACUAUUCCGGAUUUCCAGUGUGAUUUAGCAAGACUAAAAACUAGACAUGUCCGAUAAUAUCGGACUGCCGAUAUUAUCGGCCGAUAAACGCUUCAAAAUGUAUCCAUCCAUCCAUCCAUCUUCUUCCGCUUAUCCGAGGUCGGGUCGCGGGGGCAGCAGCCUAAGCAGGGAAGCCCAGACUUCCCUCUCCCCAGCCACUUCGUCCAGCUCUUCCUGUGGGACCCCGAGGCGUUCCCAGGCCAGCCGGGAGACAUAGUCUUCCCAACGUGUCCUGGGUCUUCCCCGCGGCCUCCUACCGGUCGGA